AUGGCCAUUUCUCGAUUCCGUCACACGCAGUCUGUCCCGUCGAGGCUGGACAAACAGUUCCUCAACGUCUCCCCUACAGGCGCAAUAUGGGACUGCAGCAACAUGAUGGCCUGCAGCGACCGCUUCCUUGCGGUGCCGUGGGCGCAGCUCGGCAGCACAGCGGUGCUGCGCCAUACCGACUACGGCAAGGUCGCUGCAAACCCGCCGAUUCUGUUGGGGCAAGAGGGCCCCAUUAUUGACGUCGCCUUCAACCCGUUCGACUCCACUAAACUCUUCACCGCUAGUGAGGACGGUACCAUCAUGGGGUGGUGCAUCCCCGAGGAGGGGCUCACGGAGAACUGCAGCGACCACACGGUGCACCUACAUGGGCACAGCAAGAAGGUGGGCAUCAUCAACUUCCACCCAAGCGCGGCCAACGUUCUGGCCUCCGCAGGCGCCGACAUGGUAGUCAACGUGUGGGACGUGAGUUGCGGUAAGGCGGGCGAGGUGCUGAAGUGCCACACAGAUCAGAUUAUGUCGCUUGACUGGAACCUUGACGGCUCGCUGCUGUGCUCCACGUCGAAGGACAAGAAGGUGAAUAUCAUGGACCCAAGGAAGGGCGAUAUUGUCGCGUCAGGGAGUGCCCACCAGAGCGGCAAGACGCAGCGUUGCCUCUGGGCGAAACGACCGAAUCUCAUUAUGACAACCGGCUUUAACAAGGCGCAGGCCCGCCAGGUGAUGGUCUGGGACGCACGCAACAUGACGGCGCCAGCACAGACAGAGGAUAUCGACCAGUCCAGCUCUGUCAUGCUGCCCUUCUUCGAUGAGGACACCAAUCUAUUGUACAUUGCGAGUAGAGGGGAGGGCGGCAUCCGCUUCUACGAGUUGAUGGAUGGGAGACUCGUGAACUGCUCCGCCUACACAUCAUCGGAGGUGCACAAGGGACUCUGUAUCUUCCCGAAAUGGUCGUUGGACACGCGGCAGUGCGAGAUAGCACGUUUUUGCGCACUCACACCUAAAUCUAUUUACACAAUUCAAAUGCUUCUCCCGCGUAGGCAGGCGGACGUUGAGCUGCAGAUGGACGUGUACCCGCCGACCUUCGCAGACAAACCCGCUUUAACAGCAGAGCAGUACUUCAACGGGGAGAACAGUGAGCCCCUUGUGACGGGAAUGCAGGCCGUAUUUGAUGGAACUGAACGUGAGGUGAAGACAGCUCUUGAGAUGACCCCAGGAAUGAGAACGCAAGGUGGUACCACACCAGCCAGGAGCCAGAACUUUACCCCAACACCAGCCAGAAGCCAGCACGUUCAACCUACGCCAGCACAUUCUCAGCAAGUGAAUCCCACGCCUGCCAGAGCUCACCUGUUUGGCACCACACCGGCGAGGCAUAUCGAUCCCAUGGCUAUGGAGCCGAGUCAGCGGGUAUCGGAAGUCAAAAAUCAUGAAAAAGACACGGAAAAAUUAAUGAUACAGCUAAAGGCUCUUACGUCGCAGCUGGAGCGACAAAAACAGGAAGCUGAAAAGUGCCGAGAUGAGAUGGAGAAGAAGUUACGUCUUGUCAUGGAGACUGUUGACGAGAUAGUCAGCAUCACCUCCAGGAUAAGCUCGUAG
Molecule: messenger RNA, 1590 nt
Organism: Trypanosoma grayi
Lineage: Eukaryota; Euglenozoa; Kinetoplastea; Trypanosomatida; Trypanosomatidae
Product: coronin
Exons: 1
Coding region: 1-1590 (529 amino acids)
Biological process (GO): actin filament organization
Molecular function (GO): actin filament binding
Source: RefSeq, a predicted model, not a curated record